Messenger RNA from Phragmites australis (common reed), 748 nucleotides. Its product is annotated as outer envelope pore protein 21, chloroplastic-like. Gene Ontology annotation, biological process: regulation of monoatomic anion transport. NCBI's taxonomy places the organism in Eukaryota, Viridiplantae, Streptophyta, Magnoliopsida, Poales, Poaceae. Gene Ontology annotation, molecular function: voltage-gated monoatomic anion channel activity. The transcript has 5 exons. The record is from RefSeq and is a predicted model, not a curated record. The coding region runs from base 102 to 614 and encodes 170 amino acids.
UCCAUUCCUUCCGUCCCCAAUUCUUCUUCUUCCUUUCAAACCCUAGGUUCCCCUCUCUGUACAGUACAGCCGCACUGGCCAACUAGCGAGAGCCCCAUCCCAUGGAGACUUCUCUGCGCCUGCGCGGCGGCGGCGGCCUCCGCAUCCACGCCAAGGAGAAGCUCCCCCUGGGCUACAACUCGCUCCUCCAGGCUCAUGGGGAGGUGGACACCACCGGAGGAGGACCUGGACCUGCCCCGAGUUACCUUGCUCUCUUUGUCAGGCACUUCUACCCCCAGAUAUCUGCCAACAUAGGAGUUGGCGUCCAGAUACACAACGGCCAUGAUUUCACCUACAGUCUUCGCGGGAAGAAGGCCAUUCCCUUCACAUCAAAUGGCUUGCUAGGAAUAAACCUCAAAUGCCGCCUCCUUACCGACAAAGAAUUCAAGCCAAGGAAGAGAACCGGAGCCAUCGAAUUGGCCUGGACCAUUCUUGACUUUAGGAAAGGUCAAGAUGUCAGGCUCAAACUUGGCUACGAAUUGUAUCACAAGGUGCCUUAUUUCCAGCUUAGAGAAAACAAUUGGACUCUCAAUGGUUAUAUGGAUGGAAACUGGAAUGUUAGAUUUGACAUGUGAUGAGAAAGCCACUUGUCUGGCGAUUAUUUAGGCCCUUGGUUGUCUUGUUUCUUAUGCCAUCAAUUCUGCUUCUGUGUACUGCUACUGCACUGGGAAAUGCUUAUAUUAUUCAUCAGGAAGCUGCGUUUUAUGCA